GACGCUAGUUUCCGGCGGGCUUUUUAGAGUGACGAUCAGCUUUGGGCCCGAGGACCAUGAGAGGGCCGGAGCCGGGUCCUGAAUCUACCAUGGAGGGGGACGUGCUGGACACCCUGGAAGCUCUGGGGUAUAAGGGACCAUUGUUAGAAGAACAGGCGCUUUCCAAGGCAGCAGAGGGUGGACUGUCUUCACCGGAAUUUUCAGAGCUCUGUAUUUGGUUAGGUUCUCAAAUAAAGUCCUUAUGCAACCUGGAAGAAAGUAUUACUUCAGCAGGAAGGGAUGACCUAGAGAGCUUCCAACUUGAGAUAAGUGGUUUUUUAAAAGAAAUGGCCUGUCCGUAUUCUGUACUCAUAUCAGGAGAUAUUAAAGACCGCUUACAAAAGAAAGAUGACUGCUUGAGACUUCUGUUGUUUUUAAGUACAGAGCUUCAAGCUUUACAGAUAUUACAGAACAAGAAACGCAAAAAUUCUCAAUUAGAUAAAAACAGUGAGAUUUACCAGGAAGUUCAAACUAUGUGUGAUAUCCUUGGGAUACCCAAAUCAAACACUUCUGACAUUCCACUUAUGCUAAACCAAGUGGAAUCAAAGGUGAAGGAUAUUCUCUCUAAAGUCCAGAAAAAUCAUGUGGGAAAACCACUACUAAAGAUGGAUUUAAAUUCAGAACAAGCAGAAAAACUGGAAAGAAUUAAUGAUGCCCUUUCUUCUGAGUAUGAAUGCCGCCGGCGGAUGUUAAUGAAACGGUUAGAUGUGACAGUACAGUCCUUUGGAUGGUCAGAUAGAGCCAAGGUAAAAACAGAUAAUAUAGCAAGAAUUUACCAGCCCAAGCGCUAUGCUUUGUCACCCAAGACAACAAUUACGUUGGCACACCUGCUUGCUGCUCGCGAAGACCUGUCUAAGAUCAUCAGGACCAGCAGCGGCACCAGUCGGGAGAAGACGGCAUGCGCCAUUAAUAAGGUGCUGAUGGGAAGGGUGCCUGAUAGGGGAGGACGGCCUAAUGAAAUUGAACCACCACCUCCUGAAAUGCCCCCUUGGCAAAAGAGACAAGAAGGCGGAGGAAGGGGUGGUUGGGGUGGGGGAGGUGGAGGUGGUGGUAGAGGUGGUGGGGGUGGAAGAUUUUUUUUUGGAGGAGGUGGUAGUGGUGGAGGUGGUGGUAGAGGAGGUUUCCAAGGCAGGGGAGAUUAUGGUGGGAGGGGAGAUUAUGGUGGAAGAGGGGGCUAUGGGGGAAGAGGGGGCUAUGGGGGAAGAGGCUAUGGAGAUCCAUAUGGUGGAGGUGGAGGUGGUGGUGGGUAUAGAAGAUAUUAAAAAGUACAAAAAUUAGAGAGCAGUGCUUCUUGCUAGAUACAGUAGGCAUAGUGUUCUAAUAAUGUACUUGAACAUCAUCUUUGAAGGAAAUUGUUAAGACUCCCUGAGGUGUCAUCCUUAAAGAUGCAAGAGCGUUGUUUUAUACUAUCAGUUGAUCUCUCAACAGAAUUUUCCAUAUUCUGUGUACUCUUGAGCAUGUUGUGUUUUUUUAAGAAACAAAAAACAAAAAAACUAUUUUUUAAAAUGUAAAUAUUUAUUACCAGCACACUUGGAAAAUGGAAUGUAUUUUAUUGUCAUGAUUGAAUUUAGACUGUUAACUGGUAUUUUGUUCAGGGUUGAAACACGUAAACAACCCCACCUGUAACAUAAAGGAAAAUAGAUUUUGUCUUAUUUGAAUUCCUGUGGACGUGUCCUAAAUGUGUUAAUUCUAUUUUACAAAAUAGAGAAAAUGUCUAAGAGUUGUGUUCAAUAGGUAGUUCUCAUGGUUUUUCAAGAGGAUGGGAUUCCUUUGGUCAGGUUUCUAUUAAAUUUCCUUUAACUGAAGCCGAAGUUGUCUUUUAUUUUUGGCUAUGUGUAUGUGAUUUAUUUCCCAGUUGGAGUUAAACCAAUGUGAUUAACUGAGUAGAUAAGUUAAAAAUUGAGAAUUCAGAAUUAACUUUAAAGGAACAGAGAUAUACAUCAAUUUUUAUAUGAUGGUUGAAAAAUAUUCCUGUUCCUACAAAAUGCCCUCAGUUUGGAUCUAUCAAGUUUUAAAAGUCCAACUGAGCAGUUUCACACAAUAUUAAGGGCAUUGUCUCUAGUGUCAGUAGAUCAGAGAUAGAGUCAAGGCAUCCAUGGUGAUUGGUUCACAGCAUAAUUUGGGAAACACCAACUUAGGGAAUAUCUAUAUGUGAUUGGCGAUUGAAACAAUCAAAGGCUUUGGUGAUCAGGAGUUCUGAAUUCAGAUUAUGACACUAGACCACAGGUGCUUUGUGUUGUAUUGAAUUUAGCUCUCUAUGAUUAAUUUGUUUUCAGUUGUGAAAUGAGAAAUGGGACAUGCUGAAGUUACUUGUUGAAAUUUUAUAGAGGGUCUAUUGUGAAUGGUUUAAGAAGUGUAGGGUAUUUCUCUCUUAGUGUUAAGAGGAAGAGAAGGGAGCUGGUAUAUGAGUUACUUUCCUCAUGACUAUGAGCCAUACCUGACAAGAUGAUUCGUAGGGGAGUAAAGGUUUCUUUGUCUCAUGGUUCCUGUUCAUAGUCCAUAAUGGCAGGGAAGAAAGACAUGGUAGAGGAACCUAUGGAGACUGGCCACACCGAGUGUGCAUUCAGGAAGCAGGAAGAUAAAUGCUUGCCCAUUGGAAGUCCUUUACCCGCUUCAAUUCCAUCUUACCCCUAGCCUGGAGGAUGGUGCCAUCUUCUUUUAGGACGGGAUUUUCUUUCCUGAGUUAAACCUGUCUGGAAACACUCACAAACAUGCCUAGAGGUCUGUGUCCUAGGGGUUCUAAAUCCAGUGUGGUUGUCAAUGGAGAUGACUGGUAGCCUGGGCUGGUCUCAAACAUGAUUUCAAAGUUGGCAUCCCCCUGCCUCAGCCUGUUGAGAGCUAGAAUUACAGGCUUGUACCAUUAUGCCUGCUCUUUACUUUUAAUGUUUUUUAACCCUCAAGAUUUACAUAAAUAUGGCAGACACAUUAGUUUAUUUCUUUUAAGUUUUUUUCCCUUCCUGCCAUGCCUUUUGGGCUCUCCACCACAUGUCAGUCACCGUGAGUCUUACCUGAGUCAAGCACUUCUGGAAUCCCAUUCCUAUUUUACACGUCUGUGAUUUCACUUGCAUGAAAAGCUGUUGUCUAGAGUUUAUAAUCUCAUAGGUGAAGUUUUCAGAAAAUCUUUGUUCAAAACUUCAUUGAAGAACAGUUUACUGAGCAAUAUUUGGAACAGCAGUAAGGUGAUUUAGGGCUUUUAUGUAAAGGGUCAUGAUGUGAAAAUGCUUUAUAAAUAAACAGAAUGUGGCACAGACGGAGACUACUGCUGAACGGCAUCUUACUACUUCUAACCUUAACACCUUUCUCUUAGUGAUUUUUUUUUCUCCUUGCUUUUCAGUUUCAUUUUUUAUUUUCUGUUUUCACAUUUUCUAUCCCUCUUUUUUUCUUGUCUUUAUCUAGCACCUAUGAACACCUGUGAACAUGAUCGUACUAGGAAUUUGUAGAUAGAUGUUUUACCUGACUUUUCCUCUGGGCUAAAGAACAUAUGUGCUGUUCAUAUAAAAUUACCACACAGUUAUUCAUGAAGUUUUAUUAAAAGUAAACUGGUACUUUC
This is a messenger RNA of Nannospalax galili (Upper Galilee mountains blind mole rat), 3589 nucleotides long. It is a transcript of the gene Tslig3b, whose product is annotated as family with sequence similarity 98 member B. Gene Ontology annotation, cellular component: tRNA-splicing ligase complex. The transcript is spliced from 8 exons. Lineage: Eukaryota; Metazoa; Chordata; Mammalia; Rodentia; Spalacidae. The record is from RefSeq and is a predicted model, not a curated record. Bases 57 to 1301 code for a protein of 414 amino acids.